This is a messenger RNA of Mercenaria mercenaria, 622 nucleotides long. Its product is annotated as 40S ribosomal protein S12-like. Lineage: Eukaryota; Metazoa; Mollusca; Bivalvia; Venerida; Veneridae. The transcript is spliced from 6 exons. Bases 133 to 549 code for a protein of 138 amino acids. Gene Ontology annotation, cellular component: ribosome; cytosolic small ribosomal subunit. The record is from RefSeq and is a predicted model, not a curated record. Gene Ontology annotation, molecular function: structural constituent of ribosome. Gene Ontology annotation, biological process: translation.
CCUAAGCGUUGGUAAAAGAUGUAGAAUAUUAUUCCGUGUCAUUCGUGGACAACCUCCCAAAUUUUGACUUCCGCUUCCUUUCUACGCGGAAUUUUCCCAAGUGGAUAUCAUUAAGGACGUCCGUUUCUCGACAUGGCUGGUUCGGAUACGGAAGGAGAUGAAAUUUCCACUGGGGCGGGAGCUAUGGAUGUCAUGACCGCCCUACAAGAAGUCCUCAAAACUGCACUGAUCAGUGACGGACUAGCACGUGGAUUACAUGAAUGUGCUAAAGCACUAGAUAAACGUCAAGCUCACUUAUGCGUACUUGCUAACAACUGUGAUGAAGCUAUGUAUGUGAAGUUGGUUGAAGCUCUCUGCGCUGAACAUGGUAUCAAUCUUAUCAAGGUUGAUGAUAACAAGAAACUAGGAGAAUGGGUUGGCCUGUGCAAGAUUGACAAAGAAGGAAAGGCUAGGAAAGUGGUUGGCUGUAGUUGUGUUGUUAUUAAGGAUUACGGCAAAGAAUCACAGGCCCUUGAUGUACUUAACGAGUACUUCAGGAACAAGAAAUAGACUUGAUAACAGGAAAAAAAUAAGAGAAAUAACCUGUAAAAUUGUACAAUAAAACAGUGCAGUUUUGAGGAAA